AUGUUUAGGAAUAAAAAGAAGCCUCAAGAGAAACAAAGAGGUGGCCCGAGUAAAUCUAGGAAGAAAUCCAAAUCUGUGAGAUGCCAUAAUUGUCGUGAUUUCAGUCAUGUGAGGAAUGAGUGCCUUAGUGCUAAGAGAUUUGAAGAGAAGGCUAUGAAUACUACUCUCACUGAUGACGAGUCUAGCUCGGACAAUCAGAGUGAGAAAUCUACCCGUGGGAAGAGUGAAAAAUAUGUGGCAUUCGUUGCAAGGGGUAAAAGUGGAUCCGAACAGGGGAGUGAUAGGGAAGAGGACCUAGAUAGUAGUAAAGAAUCUGGCGAUGAAAGUGGAAGUGAGCAAGAUCUAGAAAUAGCCUAUGAUAGGAUGUAUGAAAAAAGCCUCAAGAUCUUAGCUACUAACCAGGCAAUGAACAAGAAAGUGAAGGAGCUUAGACUAGAGAAGGAACAGUUAGAGGCUCGGGUUAGUGAUCUCACCAGUAAGAAUGAGAUGUCCUCUAGGAGAGUAAGUGAGCUGACUAUUGUGAAUGAGACCUUAGCUAUUCAGGUUAAACACCUUGAGAGUAAGCUAGAGUUGUCUAGAUCUCAGUUACUUGCAUUUUCUAGCAGUUCUGAAAAGCUAGAUAAUAUUCUAGGUAUAGGCAAGCCGACUGGUGAUAGGGGAGGUCUAGGUUUUGAUCUGAAUGUUGCUAAUACAUCACAGACCACCUUUGUUCAUGCUAUUGACCAGCCAAACAUUGUGACUAACCCUAUACUAAAUGUAGUGGGAACUCCAGGAUCUAAGUCUACCAGACGUCGUAGGACCCGUCAGUCUAGGAAUAGAAAUCAGCGUAAGCAUAUCAUAGGUCCUAGGUUUGCCCCUACAUGUUUUCACUGUAGGGAGUUAGGUCACAUCUGCCCUAGAUGUCAUCAGUACCUGAACAAUAGAAAAGACUUGAGCCUGAAAAGGAACAAAUAUCAGGUGUCUGUUGGUCAAAUUGGAUUCCUUACUAAUCAAGUAAAUCGUUUGACUCAAUUGGUGACACAGCUGUCUGGAAACAAUCACCAUUCUGGACAGGUUUGGGUGAAGAAAAGCAAUCUCCCAAAUUUGGUUAGAGAUUGUGUUGUUCUUAAAGGAAAGAGGUCUAUUAGACCUGAGCAAUUAAGCCUACGGGGUCUCUUAAAACCUGGUGCCUAUGGUCAACUGACAUGGGUUAACUGGCCGAAAGCUCGCUAUAGGGGUCAUCUUAGUCGCCUAAUGGAGAAGAACCUGCACUUAAGACGAAAAAUUAAUGAGCUCGAGAAAUGA
This is a messenger RNA of Olea europaea var. sylvestris, 1284 nucleotides long. RefSeq lists its product as uncharacterized. The transcript is spliced from 2 exons. The coding region runs from base 1 to 1284 and encodes 427 amino acids. The record is from RefSeq and is a predicted model, not a curated record. Lineage: Eukaryota; Viridiplantae; Streptophyta; Magnoliopsida; Lamiales; Oleaceae.